UCCCCUCGCACCAGCACCUUAUCCUGAUCUCUUGCUCCCCUCCCCUCUCCGUCCCAGCAAACCACCCCCAAAACCCCUCUCCGAUCCUCUUCUAUAUAUCAUCCAUCAUCGGAAGCUCACCGCAUCACCUGCAACAACAAAGCGAAAUCACCAGAUUGUCCCAGGCGAGGAGCACACAGUAACUAGCCCAUCGAUCGGCAGCAGCAGCAACAAUGGCGGCGGCGAAGAAGAGCGGCGGCGGCGAGAUGACGGUGGUGCGUGGGCUGGACGUGGCGCGGUACAUGGGGCGGUGGUACGAGAUCGCGUCGUUCCCAUCCUUCUUCCAGCCCCGGGACGGCCGGGACACGCGCGCCACCUACAAGCUGCUGGAGGACGGCGCGACGGUGCACGUGCUGAACGAGACGUGGAGCAAGGGCAAGCGCGACUACAUCGAGGGCACGGCGUACAAGGCCGACCCCAGCAGCGACGAGGCCAAGCUCAAGGUCAAGUUCUACCUCCCGCCCUUCCUCCCCAUCAUCCCCGUCGUCGGCGACUACUGGGUGCUCUACGUCGACGACGACUACCAGUACGCGCUCGUCGGCGAGCCCCGCCGCAAGAACCUCUGGAUCCUGUGCAGGAAGACGAGCAUCGAGGAGGAGGUGUACAACCAGCUGGUGGAGAGGGCCAAGGAGGAAGGCUACGACGUGAGCAAGCUGCACAGGACGCCGCAGCAGGACCCGCCGCCGGAGAGCGACGCCGCGCCCACCGACACCAAGGGGGUCUGGUGGUUCAAGUCGCUCUUCGGCAAAUGAUCCAUCUAUCAUUCACUACACAUGCUACGGUGCUUUGCUGCUAGUACUAGUGUUAUCUGCUAAGCAUAAUCUGUGCCGCGUGCGGCGAAUAAAAUGAAUUAUUGCCGUAGAAAUUAGAAUUUGUAUCUGCCUGCUGUUACUGUUAGUGUACCUAUACGUUCGUGUUGUGUUGUUGUACAUGUGCUUGGAUGAAUCAGUGGAGUUAAGAUGUAGUGCUUGAUUUUAUUUUAUGGUGAUGCAGUGCUGGGGACAUUGUGUCAAGUACUAUCAUGUAGCUUUGUCGGAUGUUA
Setaria italica (foxtail millet) is the source of this 1081-nucleotide messenger RNA. RefSeq names its product temperature-induced lipocalin-1. The transcript is spliced from 2 exons. The record is from RefSeq and is a predicted model, not a curated record. Bases 213 to 791 code for a protein of 192 amino acids. NCBI's taxonomy places the organism in Eukaryota, Viridiplantae, Streptophyta, Magnoliopsida, Poales, Poaceae.